CAUUGUGCCUGCCGCUUUAGAUGGAACUAGAAUGUUCCCAGGUGGCGCCCCCUCUCGCCUUCUCGCUCUCUCCAGAAGCUCCUCGACUCGCCCCGCCUCUGCUACCCUUCUCUUUUUCUCCACCCCCCGCCUGCCUUCCUUCUGGGUCGGCGUCUCUUAUCCAACACAAUCAAAGCCUCCUCCGCACUCUACUCGUCGGCGAUCAAGAUGGAUGAACAAUUGUACAUGGUAGCGUCUGAUAGUGAAAAUACCUGCGAAGACAAAGGACAAUCUACAUUUCAUGAUGUUGCCGUUGGAAUUGAUCUUGGGACCUCAAAAUGCAGUGUGGCAGUAUGGAGUGGUGCAGGAGUGGAACUCCUCAAAAACACCCAAAACCAAAAGACCAUGCGCUCAUAUGUAAUGUUUGGGGAUGAUGUUCCUGUUGGUGGUGCAAGUGAAGUACGGGCAUAUGCAGAAGAUCAAAUUUUGUCUGGCAGUGCAAUUUUCAAUGUAAAACGCUUGAUUGGCAGAUCAGACAAAGACCCAAUUAUUCAUGGUAGCAAGAUCCUCCCUUUCCUUGUUCAGACAUUGGACAUUGGUGUCCAACCACUUAUUGCAGCUCUAGCGAAUAAUGUGUGGAGAUCUAUCACGCCUGAAGAAGUACUUGCAAUUGUUUUGGCAGAGUUGAAAACUAUGGCUGAAAUCAAGCUCAAACGUCCAAUAAGAAAUGUUGUUCUUACAGUUCCAGCUGCAUUUAGCCGGUUCCAGCAGACAAGGGUUGAACGAGCAUGUGCCAUGGCUGGGUUACAUGUUCUCAGGCUGAUGCCAGAGCCGACUGCUGUUGCACUGCUAUAUGCACAACAUCAGCAACAAUCCUUGCAUGAAAACAUGGGAAGUGGCUGUGAGAAAGUCGCCCUUAUAUUCAACAUUGGUGCGGGAUAUUGUGAUGUUGCAGUAACUGCCACUGCUGGAGGGGUGUCCCAAAUCAAAGCACUACUGGGUUGUACCUUGGGUGGAGAGGACAUUCUUCAAAAUGUUGUGUAUCAUCUUCUCCCGAAUUUUGAUACUCUUUAUCCUAACCAUGAUACAAACAAGAUUAGGUCUUUGGCGCUGCUAAGGAUUGCAGCACAAGAGGCCAUUCACAAACUCUCAAGCCAGUCUAGUGUUCAGAUAAACUUGAAAUUGCCUGAUGGUACACAGAUAGAUAAAAUCCUCAACCAAUCAGAAUUCGAGGAUGUGAACAGGAAUGUGUUUGAGAAAUGUGAGAAGCUUGUAAGGCAAUGCUUGUUUGAUCACAAAGUAUCGGUGGAAGACAUUGAUUAUGUUAUAUUAGUAGGUGGAUGCUCUAGAAUUCCCAAAAUUAAGAAUCUCGUCCUGGGCAUAUGCAGAAAAGAGAAGGAAUUCAAUGGUGUGGAUGCAUUUGAGGCUGCCGUCACUGGUGCUGCAAUUGAAGGAGCCAUUGCUUCUGGAGUCACUGAUCCGUCUGGAAACUUAGAUCUGCUUACGAUACAAGCUACGACACAAAGUCUGGGAAUUCGAGUGGAAGGUGGGGGAUUUGCAUCCGUCAUACCGAGAAACACAGCAAUACCAGCUAGAAAGGACAUGCUCUUCACAACUGCACGGGAUGGCCAGACUGAGGCAUUGAUUGUUGUCUAUGAAGGUGAUGCAAAAUGUGCAGAGGAGAAUCAUCUUAUGGGAUACUUCAAAGUGUCAGGGAUUCCAUCUGCACCAAAGGGGACCGUCGAGAUCAGCAUAAGCAUGGACAUUGACGCUGGAAAUGUGCUUCGAGUGUUUGGUGGUGCGAUCGUGCCCGGUGCUAACCAUUCUGUUACGCCUUUCAUGGAAGUUAUAAUGCCUAUGUUGGAUGAUGGUCAUGACUGGUGCGCGCAGGCUCUUGUGAAGGCUAAUGGCUCCCUGGAUGUGGCUACGAUGCCAAAGAAGUCGCAGCCUUAAUUUGGGUAGAUGUUUAUCGGCCGUUGCCAGUGUUUAGUUACGCUUGUUGCUACAUCUCCCAGGUGCCUAUUUGUCAAUACUAAGUUUCAGAGUUCUGUAUAGUUCACUCAGACUAUUGUGCUGAUUGACGCUUGGGUUUUGUUUAGUUCAAUCAAGAUCGUGAUGUUCAUGUUCCUUGUGUUGUAUCCUUCUUUGUUGGGACUGAAGUUCAUUGGAUAUUACAUCAAGUAUUAUUUGAUGUU
Molecule: messenger RNA, 2174 nt
Organism: Zingiber officinale
Lineage: Eukaryota; Viridiplantae; Streptophyta; Magnoliopsida; Zingiberales; Zingiberaceae
Product: heat shock 70 kDa protein 8-like
Exons: 2
Coding region: 208-1932 (574 amino acids)
Biological process (GO): protein refolding; cellular response to unfolded protein
Cellular component (GO): cytoplasm
Molecular function (GO): ATP-dependent protein folding chaperone; heat shock protein binding; ATP hydrolysis activity
Source: RefSeq, a predicted model, not a curated record